GUCAGCGCUGACAGCGGCCGCUCUCCCGCCGACCACCACCUCCCCGGCGCCCUCAGCCUCCAGCUGCCCGGUGUGCCCGCUCAGCCUGGAGCCCCUAUGUACGACGACCUGUACAUCCAUGGAUUCGAGGACUCUGAGGUGGGUUCAGCUGAUUCCUACACAAGUCGUCCAUCGUUAGACUCCGACGUGUCACUGGAGGAGGAUCGGGAGGCUGCCCGCCGCGAGGUGGAGAGGCAGGCUCAAGAACAGCUCGACAGAGCAAGGCUCAAGCCAGUUGCUUUUGCUGUCAGGACCAAUGUCAGUUACUGUGGAGCUUUGGAUGAAGAAUGCCCAGUUCAGGGAACUGCUAUCAACUUUGAAGCCAAAGAUUUUCUACAUAUCAAAGAGAAAUACAACAAUGACUGGUGGAUCGGGAGGCUAGUAAAAGAGGGGGGAGACAUCGCCUUCAUUCCAAGCCCUCAGAGGCUAGAGGCCAUUCGACUGAAACAGGAGCAGAAAGCGAGGCGAUCUGGUGGUAACACUUCUGGUUUGGGAGACAUGGUCUCAAUAAAUCGGCGUUCGCCUCCCCCAUCAAUAGCCAAACAGAAGCAAAAACAGACAGAGCAUGUUGCACCAUAUGAUGUUGUUCCAUCGAUGCGCCCAGUGGUCCUUGUUGGCCCUUCUCUCAAAGGAUAUGAGGUAACUGACAUGAUGCAGAAAGCCCUCUUUGACUUCAUGAAGCACAGAUUUGAUGGCAGAAUCUCCAUUACUAGAGUUACAGCCGACUUGUCUCUAGCCAAGCGUUCUGUACUCAAUAAUCCAGGCAGGAGAGCCAUCAUUGAACGAUCAAGCACCCGCUCCAGCAUUGCUGAGGUACAAAGUGAAAUCGAGAGGAUAUUUGAGUUGGCCAAGACACUCCAACUAGUUAUCCUGGAUGCGGACACAAUCAACCAUCCUGCUCAAUUGAGCAAAACUUCCCUGGCUCCCAUCAUUGUGUAUGUCAAAGUUUCAUCACCUAAGGUGCUGCAAAGACUAAUAAAGUCCAGGGGGAAAUCUCAAAUUAAACACCUCAAUGUCCAGAUGCUGGCAGCUGACAAAUUGAUACAGUGCCCUCCGGAAAUGUUUGAUGUGAUUUUGGAUGAGAAUCAGCUGGAAGAUGCUUGCGAGCACCUUGCAGAGUACAUGGAAGUGUACUGGAGAGCCACGCAUCACCCACUGCACCCACACACUGGCCAAAAUCUCAUGACUCCUCCCACUGCCAUUCCUGGCCUACAGAACCAGCAAAUUCUUUCGGAUCGAGCCAGUGAGCACUCUCCAUUAGAGCGAGACAGCUUAAUGCAGUCAGAUGAGGCCAGUGAAACCUCCCGCAAAACCUGGACAGCCUCUUCCCAGAGGAGUUCCCGCCACAUGGAGGAUGAAUACUCUGAUGCCUACCAAGACCUGUAUCAGCCUCACAGACAUCACAACAGUGGACUGCACAACACUAAUGGCCAUGAUUCCCAGGAUCGUCUUCUGGAACGAGAUGCCGAGCAGAACCACAACGACAGGAACUGGCAGCGCAACCGUCCCUGGCCCAAGGACAGCUACUGAGCAGGGUUUCUCAGCACACACCCGUCAAAAACACAUCCACACACUAUUCCUGCAUGGCAGUGCAUGCCAUGAGGUACAGCCACUAAGUGUAAAUUCCAGGGUAGCAACAAGAGUCAAGAAUGCACUAUGGAGAAAAAGCAGCCUGCUCCUGAUCUGCCACUUGCUUGGUAUCUUCUGCCUGCUAAUCGUAAUGGCAGAAAGGCUGUUAGAAGUAGUUGCACAUCUGCAGGACCUAGCUGCCAUAUAAUGCUGAUAAAAAGAAGAGCCAAGACACAAAACAUGUUCUUGUGGAUUACAGGCAGAGGCAGUAGUAUGCUGUAAUCUGAGAAUCAAUCCUAAUAGCCACUAAAUCUGUUAAUAUUCCAGAUCUUAUCCUGAUGGCCUUAUUGCAUUCAUUUUAAAGUGUUUUCUAACCACUGUAGCACCUGUACCAGUUGCGUCCAAGUGUUUACAUGUAGAUGGCCGCAUACACGUUACAGUUUUUGUGAGUGCAGCCAAGAAUACUGAGAAAGCAACACAAGCUACGGUCUGUGGAGGCUGUCAGGGAUGCUGUGGGCCAUAAACAAGCCUUUAGGUGGUUACAUCCGGCUCACAGAUCACCCGCUUUACUCCUCUGACCUAUAGAAUUCAUAUAUCCAAAAAGUUUACAGAACAGGUCUUGCAAAAAUCUAUGUGGACACCCAGUGAGCCUGUGAAGAGAUGAGACUACCUCCUCUUCAUCCAGGCCAUUCUGAAAAAAUCAUGGGGCAACUUACUCGCCCGCAUUACAGGUUUACGCCAGGUAUUGUGUUGUAUUGCCAUAAAGUACUGCCCUUCAGGUAUAAUUGUGUCCCUCAGAUCUUGUUCACAACAGGUACUCUUCAACACAUAUUUUAUAUCUAGUAAAGCAAAUUAUUGAGUUUCUUAACCAGAUAGUUCUUUAACAAAAACUCAAGGUUAAUAUUUUCGAAGGAGGGGUGACUACAUUUAUAAAACACACAGCUUGCCUUAGAAGGAGCCUGAACUUUAAUGGGAGAUUGUAUACCAGAUGCCUUUGUGGCUGGUAAAUCAUCGAUAUAUGUCAGUCAGCCUGGGGGUACUAGCGAUGUCCGCCUGCGCUCUCAGUACUCUUUCAGGAAGGAAGCAAGCACCGACAUCCCGAGAAUUUGUAGGACCAUCCUAUAGGAAGUCACCAUUUACACACAAGGCUCUCAAUACUCUUUCAGGAAGGAAGGAAGGAAGCACCGACAUCUCGAGAAUUUGUAGGACCAUCCUACAGGAUGUCACCAUUUACAAACAAGGCCCCACAUACUAGUGUUUCCAGGAGUUCAGGAGUGAGCGGCCAAAGGCACAGUGUUACUGCGAUAGGUAUUGCAAUCCAUAACCAUGAGACUGAAGCUCUGGGCACUGUUCAUGUUUUACAUGUGUUCUAGACAAAAUAGGACCUGGUCAGAUUAAUAUAUGGAUUAAUAGGCAUUUAGAUAAAUGUAGAAGCCAGCGAUAGGCCUUACUAACAGGGUAUAAGUACAGAACUGUAGGGAUAGAAACAAAUAUUAAAUUGCUGUAUGGCACAUACGGUAGAUACUUGGUUUUCAGGGACUGUCCGGUACUAAAUUGUGGAUUGAGUGUCAGAGAUUGAUUAAGAUCCCUCUAUGGACAUGAGCGUCAGCUUAUUGGGUGCCAUUAUUUAGUUCAGUGCAGUGUAAAUUCAUUUUCCACCCAUGCAUAGAUUAUAUUACAUAAAUUCAUAUCAUUGCAGUGAUUUAACAAUAUUUAUUUGACACGCCAGAUAUGAGCAUUCCAAUGGGUCUGCAUACUAUUUGAUAAUCCUUCAAAACCUCCUUCUAAAAUAAUUUUGUAGCUCUUGCACUUUAUGACAAAAUGUGUGCACCUGAAGCACCAUGUGAGGACCAUCCUUAAUCUGCCAACUACUGAUCUCCUACCAUGCAAUCAUUUGGAGAUGUCUACAGUUACCACCUUCUUGGCCUGUUAUUUUUUUGCACAUCUGUAAAUAUCCUGAAGCACUUGCCUUGUUUUUACCAUUAUGCCGCUUGCAGUCUUCAGCCAUGUGUAAAAUAAAACCCAGUGGAAUCAUUAAUAGACCUACAGGCAGUUUGAGGGUUGUAUCCGGGCGUAAGGAAGUUAUUCUCCAGUACCAAAGCCCUAAAUUCAAAAACAGUCCUUUAUUUCAUACUUUUAAACAUUAUCAUGUUGUGAAUAAGAGGCUUUUGUUCAGGCUCAAAACACGUCAACGUCCCGGGAUAUUUUGUAAUUGUUAAAAGUAUUUAAUAAAGGCCUGUUUUUAAAUUUAAGAGCAUUGGUGCUGGAGAAUUACUUCCUUGAGCCUGGAUUCAAGUUAUCACCUGCAGGUGUGGCAUCCCUCUCUCUCAUGCACAGCUCAGAAUCGGAUUGCAACUAAGCUGUUAUAUGGUGCGGGUGAGCUGGAAUAUAUACCUUCUUUUUUCAUACUUUCUUUUCUAU
This is a messenger RNA of Bufo bufo (common toad), 4029 nucleotides long. RefSeq names its product calcium voltage-gated channel auxiliary subunit beta 3 (gene CACNB3). The transcript has 13 exons. Bases 97 to 1569 code for a protein of 490 amino acids. The record is from RefSeq and is a predicted model, not a curated record. Gene Ontology annotation, cellular component: voltage-gated calcium channel complex. Gene Ontology annotation, molecular function: high voltage-gated calcium channel activity; protein binding. Gene Ontology annotation, biological process: chemical synaptic transmission; neuromuscular junction development; regulation of voltage-gated calcium channel activity. Lineage: Eukaryota; Metazoa; Chordata; Amphibia; Anura; Bufonidae.